UAAGUAGACUUCAAAGCGGCGUGACAUCGCUCUGCCAGUCCCUUCCUGCCUGAGAAAGGCCUUCAGACGCCAUUUUCCUCACACUGAUGCAUCUAAUCAUAGUGCAUCCCUUUCCUGGAAUGCCUGAGGAACACAUUGGUGCUGCACCUCAGCCGGAUCCCUGGUUGGCUGAGCUUGCCCGCAUUGCUUUCAGUGAAUCCAUGAGGGGUUUGUUUCUUACUAGACCGUGCUGCUGAAAUCUUUGUAGUUGGUAGCUGUGGAAAGAAAAGCAGCUUCAGGAAGAAAAGCCUGAAAGUGAUUUGAAUGCUUACUUUCCAAAAUGCACAGGGAGUGUGGAAGAAGUCCUCUUUCAGUCGGCCAGCUGAACCUGAUCAAAAACCUCUUAAAACUCCCAGUAUCUAAAGUUGCCAAGUAACUACUCAGUGCAGAGUUUUAUCUAGUCUAACACUUAGCAGUAUUGUUGCUUCAGACUACCAUUUGAAAAGUUGGAGCCUGGAUGUCAGCUUUCAUCUUGACUGAACGCGUGGCAGCCCCAGAAGUAUAGGGUAGAGGUGGGGAGAGAAACCCUUGAAGAUUGUGGAAGACUUCAGUAUGAGUCAUUCCUCCAUAAGUAUUAAGCUUAUCCCAUGUAUUUCACUUCUCUCUUUUUUUUUUUUUUUUUUUUUUGUGUCAUGCUUUCAAACUUUCAAACUCUGGAGCUCUUCCUGUGCCAUUGCAAAGCCCAGAACUGAAAUAAUUCCCAACUUCUUACUGUGUCAGGCAGCCAUACCUGUCAAUUUUAAGCUUACUUUAAGAGCAGCCUUUUUUGCUGGGGAAAGCUCGGGUUCGCUCUUUACUGGUAUGUUGUUUUUCCUUCAGUAGUGGAAAAAUUUCCUCAGUGAGCAGGACUGGCAUGGUAUAAAUAUGCAGCGUAAAUCCCAUUAAGCCAUAGAUCGGGCAAUUCCACCAUACAGCACUGUGUUCAUGCCUGCUGGAAAGCCUUGGCAGCAGUGAAAGGGACCUCUGAGCCCCGUUCCGCUUACUGAGUCCCAAGAAAUGCCCGUGUUCUGCCUCCAUUCUUGAGCCUUCAGUCACAUGAUGAGACAGGGAAAGUUUUCUUAGUUGUGAGGAUGCACCUCUCUUCAUGCACUCAGCUCCAGGAGAGAUUUCACAGUGUGUCCCUUUUGUCCUCAUAGAGGUGCCCAAAAGAUACGAUUGAGCCAGUGGGAACCCACCUUGCUCUUAAGGAUGUGUAUGGUUCAGAAGUGUAUUAAUCAUCUAAUGGUACAAGGCAGUGUGUGACCUCUUCCCAUUUGAGGAUGAGGACCCUGCUCAUCACUUAAUGCUUGUAGCAAGGGCUGAGCUGAAGGGAGUGGGAAGGUUGUGGGCCAAAGCUGAGCCUCCCUGUGCUGCGCAGGAGUUGGUGCACGCUCUCCCCGCAUGUGCUGUUGCGUCACCAUAGCUGUUGGCACUGGCAGCCAGGAGUGGUGUUCUGUAGCCCUUGUUAAGCAAAGAACAUGAGCGUCACGGUUUUCUACAGUUGGCAACAAGUACCGUACAGCCACUUGCUCACCCUCCUCCCCAUGGUGAUAUGGGGUAGAGAAUCUGAAGAGCAAAAGUGAGAAAACUUGUGGAUUUAGAUAAGAACAGUUUAGUAAUUGAAAUAUAAUAAAUUGUAAUUAAAAAGUAAAACAACAAGGGAGAGGAACAAAACCCAAGAAAAACAACUGAUACAGUUGCUCACUGCCUGCUGACUGGACUGAUGGCUGAUCCCUGAGUAGCAAUGACUGCCCCCCUGGCCAGCUCCUCGAGUUUUAUAUACUGAGCGUGAUGUCAUAUAGUAUGGAAUAUCCCUUUGGCCAGUUUGGAUCAGCUGUCCUGGCUGUGCCCCCCUUAGCUUGUGCACACAGCAGAGCAUGUGAAGCUGAAAAAUGUCCUUGACUAGUGUAAGCACUACUUAGGAAAAACAAAAACCUCAGUGUGUUAUCAACAUUGUCCUCAUAAACCCAAACACAGCACUAUACCAACUACUAGGAAGAAAAUUAACUGUAUCCAGCUGAAACCAGAACAGUAUCCACCCAUUAUACUAUACCAUCUAUGUCAUGCCAAUUUCCCACACUUUCCAAUACAUCCCAAUCAAUCACCACCACCUUUCCUGUCUUUUAAUAUAUAUACACAGAUAUAGCAUUCCUGUAGUCUACGGUUCCAUUCUUCAUUAGUCUGGGUGAUUCUUUCUGUAAUACUAUUGAUAUGGCAUACAGCCACCAUAGAAGUGAUAACAUACAGUAUCAUAUAGAAAUUAACGUCAUACUAUUCAAUUCAUUGGCUAUUUUCACCCAAAAUCAAAUCCCCUUGAGGUGCACAUUGGGCUUCCUCAUCCUCUCACAUCACCCACCAAGUGCAAUCAGGUCUUUGAGCAAAAGGAAUCCCAGGGAUGGGUUUGCCAUUGCCUGAGGCAGGAACAACCCAGAUUGUCUUCCCCAGGAUAUUCUUCAUGUGCACUACAGGGACUUUAGCCCCCUCUAGAGUACGUAAGAGUUUUGAUGGAGCAGGGCCAGCUCGAUCAGCAGAUCCCCCAUUGUUAACUAACCAGGUGGCCUUUGGUAUAUGUGUAGCCCAGUGUUUAAAUGUGGUGUUGUGUCCCGUCCCCCGCCCCACCCACCCCCCCUUGCUCUCAGUGUAGUCUUUAACAGUCCAUUGUAUUGUGUGAUUUUCCCGGAGGCUGGUGCGUGAUAGGGGAUGUGAUACACCCACUCAGUGCCGUGCUCUUUGGCCCAGGUGUCUAUAAGGUAGUUUCAGACAGCAGUCCUGUUGUCUGACUCAGUUCUCUCUGGGUGCCAUGUCACCACAGGACUUGUUUUUCCAGGCCCAGGAUAGUGUUCUGGGCAGUGGCCUGGGGCAUGGGAUAUGUUUCCAGCCAUCCAGUGGCUGCUUCCAACAUUGUAAGCACAUGGCACUUGCCUUGGCAGGUCUGUGGGAGUGUGAGAUAAUUAAUCUGCCAAGCCUCCCUAGAAUUAUAUUUCAACCGUCGACCUCCAUACCACAGAGGCUUUACUUGCUUGGCUUGCUUGAGUGCAGCAGAAGUUUCUCAUUCACGUAUAACCUGCGCAGUAGUGUCCAUGGUCAAGUCCAUCCAUCAGUCACGAGCCCACCUGUACAUUGCAUCUCUUCUGUGAUGGCCUGAGGUGUCAUGGGCCCACCGAGCUAGAAAUAAUUCACCCUUCUGUUGCCAGCCCAGAUCCACCUGAGCCACUUCAGUCUUAGUAGCCUGAUCCACCUGCUCGUUGUCUUGAUGUUCUUCACUGGCGUGACUCUUGGUGACGUGUUAAAUAUGAGAAAAAAGGUCUUUCCUGUGAGGGUGCCAGCGCAGUGGCACAGUCUGCCCAGGGAAGUUGUGGAGUCUCCUUCCCUGGAGACAUUCAACACUCACCUGUAUGUGUUCCUGUGCCCCCUGCUCUGGGUGUGCCUGCUCAAGCAGGGGGGUUGGACAAGAUGAUCUCCAGAGGUCCCUUCCAACCCCUACCAAGGUGAGCGGUUCUUACUGAUGACUCCUUGGCUCUCCAGUUGAUGAGUGAGCUCAUGGAUGGGAUUCAACGAGUCUCAAUUGGUGCGAUAUUGCCGCCGGUGCGCUGUUGUGGUGGCGAUCGGCACCUCUUGUUCUUUGACCUUCAGCAACCCCACAACAGAAGGGUCCUCCAAGAGACUGGGAAAGGUAGACAGAUGUUUAAUUCCCUCCAUCUCCAAGGCUGUUUACCAAAAGCCCACUGGUACCCUUCUGGGUGCUUGAAAUACCCUCUCCUGAGGCAGUCUAUGCCACAGACUCACGGAGCCUCGGGGCCACUCACGAUGGGGUACUUUUGCCACUCAUUCCUGGCUAGGCUCACUUCGGCCUCCAGUAGUUAGCUCUUGGGAUCCCCCUGUCACUCCAGCAAUGCUGAUGGGUUCUGCCCCCGUAGAGCUUGAUGGCAUUAGCGUGCACUGUGCACCAGUGUCCAGUAAAGCCUUAUACUCCUGUGGGGCUGACGUGCCAGGCCGUUGCAUCCACACAGUUCAGUAAGCCUGCUUAUCCCUUUCCUCCACCUGGCUGGAGGCAGGGCCCCUCUAGUCCUGGUCAGAGUAUUCUUUGCUCACACUGUGUAAAUAUGAAUCAGAAGUCCCUGUAUUAGGAUUUGACGUACAAUCAGCCCUUCUAUUCUGUCUGGAGAACUGCCCACUGGACACUGGAGCAGCAAUUUUCCUGGAAGAAGCCCCUUGUGAGACUGUUUUUCCUUGCAAAUCACGUAACCGUGCCUCUAGGGUCAAGGGAGAUUUUCCAUCCCACCUCCUCAUGCCCUCUGCAUGGUCAUGCAGGUAAAACCACAGGGUGGGCCAGGUGUGGACCCACUAUACCCUCUCUCUUGAGCAGGGUGAUGCUUACUCCUAAUGGCUGAGAUACUGGUUCAUGCAGGGGGUGGCUCUUUGUCUUUCCAGGUCAGUAUUGCCCGUGUGUUUGCGUGUGGUGCUGGAGCGCUCCAUACAAACUUCUGCCACAUGGGUCAUGUGCACCCGACUUCCUCUGGAUCUUUGGGUGACUGCUUGUCGUUUGGGUCAUCAUAAAUCACCUCCAGCAUGGCCAAUUCCCUCAGGUACUGGACACCUCUCUCCUUGGUGGUCCACUUGCCUGGACAACACAUGACAUCUUCCUUGAAGGGAUACCUUUCCUUCAUACCUGACAGUAAUCUCCUCCUGAGGCUGAGGGUUUGGGCCUCUUUUCCAAUCAUUUUGUUAAUUCCCCCUUCCCUUGAAAGGGAUCCCAGCUGUUUGGCUUCCCUACCCUCUCGUUCCAGGCUACUGGCCCUGUUUUCCCAGCAUGGGAGCUGCCAGGUGACAAUGUGCUUGAUGACUGAAAUCUUUUUGUAUAUUUCGCAGCUCUCUCAGGGAUAGGGAUUGGGUGGUUACCCUGUCAUUUAUGGGUUCUUCCUCUUCCUCCUUUUCUCCUCAUGAUGGUCAUGCUUUUUCACCAUCCCUUUCUCAACCAGCUGACUUUCUCUUUCAGGAUUUCUUCUUGAGUAUAAGGGCAACUGAUACUGGCAUGUGUUGGUUCUCUGGCUCAGCUGCAGUGUCUGUCGCGGGGGUUGAAGUAGCCACAGUUCCUGUUGUUUUGCAUCAGAUCCAGAGACCUUCUCUUCCCCUUGAGGGUACUGAACAGUGUUGAACAGGGCUUGGCAGGCAUGGGCCAGGCCCCAGCACGUUGCAGUGAUUUGUGUCUCUCUGGAAUUGCCAGGGUCACAGCAUACUUUUUUCAAAUAUUCUACUAAUUUUUCAGGAUUCUGCACAUGUUCAGGGGUGAAGUUCCAAAACUCUGGAGGUGCCCACCGUCCUUGGCAUUUGCAUGUGCUAUCCCACACACCCUGCGACUCAUAACUACCCAGCCUUGGGGCAGAUCUCUGGAUGUUAUUCUUAAAUUGCUUAUUAACCUUAGACCAAACCAAAACAAUAUUCCCAAGAAAUACCAAUAGAUGUAUCUUAACUACCUAAGGAUGUUCAAGAUACUGAAAAGUUAUUGUAAUGGAGGAGGAAACAUCACAGAAGAAGGUAAUGAAGGUGCCAGUCUGUAUUUCCUCCAUAAAAAACCUCUCAGAGAAAGAUGUAUAAUUGCUAAUUGUGUCCAUGAGGUGGUACCUGAAGUACAGUAACAGCUUCACUGCAAAGAUCAAAUACCUGAUUAAGCUCAAGGACACUCUUUUAAUAACAAAUCUCCCAGGCAAAACAUCACUAAUCACUGCAGGGCACAGCAAUCUGCAAAAACCAACACUGACCUUUAACAAGUGCAGCAAAGAAAUGAGCAUGGUGCAGAUAAACUAAUAUCAAGAACAGAUGAAUCAAUAUUGUGACCUGCAGCUCUUAACAGAUAUAAAUUCCAAGUACACUCUGGUUAAUCUGUUUUUAUCUCAAACCCUUUGAGCCCUGUGUUGGGUGCAGGAAAACACUAUUGUGGUUUAGCCUCGGUUGGCAACCAAGCGCCACGCAGCCUCUCACUCACCCUCCCCACCUCCUGGUGGGGUGAGGGAGGGAAUCAGAAGAGCAAAAGUGAGAAAACUUGUGAGUUGAGAUAAGAACAGUUUAAUUGUUGAAAUAUAAUAUUAACAGUGACAACAACAACAACAAAAAUAAUGAUAAUGUAAAGUAAUAAUAAUGUAAUGAAAAGGAAAACGAGAGAGAGAGAGACAACACCCAGGAAAAACAAGUGGUGUAAUUGCUCACCACCCACUGGCUGAUGCCCAGGUUGUCCCUAAGCAGCGAUCACUGCCCCCCCCGUCCAAGUCCCCCCAGCUUUAUAUACUGAGCCUGACAUAUUGUAUGGAAUAUUCCUUUGGCCAGUUUGGGUCAGCUGUCCGAGCUGUGCCCCCUCCCAGCUUCUUGUGCACCUGGCAGAUCAUGGGAAAGCUGAAAAAUGUCCUUGACUAGUGUACGCACAGCUUAGCAACAACUAAAACAUCAGUGUGUUAUCAAUGUCAUUCUCAUACCAAAUCCAAAACACAGCACUAUACCAGCUACUAGGAAGAAAAGUAACUCUAUCCCAGCCAAAACCAGGACAAUGAGCCUUGAAAGAGUAAGAAAUCCGUGUUCCUCUUGCUAUGGACAGUGUUACCACAUAGUCCUGUCCUGGUCCUUAAAGAAGAAUGUCUCCCUCUGUUUCUGUCUGAGGGCUGAUGAGCCUCUGCUCUUACCAGCCUUUUGGCCUGCAAUUUUCUUUUUAUCUCCUGGCCUCAGCCUGCACUAUGUGACUCAGGAAGCAGCUUUUUCAACAGAAAUUACAGCUUCUCCACAAGGGCAAGCCCAAGCCCUUCAGUAUGAUUCUUGUGGUGCUUUCCGUCUGCUUACUGCCUGCUGUAGUAAAGUAAUUUUGAUAAUCUAUGUGUCAUAUUGUUGGAAGUAAUUGAUAUUAGCAAGAAAUGGUUACCAAAGCUAUGAGCAUAUCCAUGUUUUUUUUCUAAUUGCCUCUACCUUUGGAGAAUAAUCUAUUCAAUGACCUAGAAUAAGGGCAUAUGCAUGAUUCAGUAUGCAUAUAAAAAACAUUUAAUAUGUUAUCUGGAAGCAUCAUCUUGAAAGCUGUUAGAGAAAUUGGGAAUUUUUGCAGUGGCUCCCAAAACUGUGAGUUCGGGACUGGACCAGCUACUGCAAAGUUAUAAACACAGACCAAGGAGAGUUGAUUACUGAUCACUGCUACCUGGACAUGGCACCAGUGUCAGCUUUAGGGCAGUUCUUGAACAUGUAUAGGAUCGUGUAACGGACUAUUGUGGCUGCUCAUGUUUGAUAGCAGAGGUAGAGAUGUCAGAUUCUGUAUAAGACAGCAGUUAAACCAACUAGUUUGGCCUAUGCCUUAAUUCAUAAAUGGGUGAGCAAAAUUGACCACUGAUGUCUUGUAUUGCUAUACAAGUUAAGGGUUUUUAAAAUUAUAAUUAAAAGGAAAUAUAUAUAUUGCCUAUGUUUUGAUCUGAUAUCCUGCCUUUGAUGUCUGGUUAUAAUCCGGAUACAACACCCAUUUCAUUAUGCUUAUGUUGCAUUCUGUUGAUCUGGCCCUUCUCCAGACCAAUGAGUGUGUUUUUUGCAGAAUGUAUCGUUUGCUGCCUCACAAUAAAUUUGCCAAGUUGUCUCUAGUGUUUGUGUAAAGCAGCAAUCUAGUUGCAGUAGAUCCUUCAGAACUGGGUGUGCAGAAUGGAUCCCUCUAGUGUCUCACAUUUCUACAUGUGUAAGUAUUAUUGUUGUUAAAAGGAGUGAAGGAGUGCACCUUUUGUUUUUUCUUUUUUUUUUUCUUUUGUUUUUUUUUUUACUUAAUCCGAUACCAGGCUCUUGAGGCUUGUUUGAAAUGUUAUGCACCACCAUUCUCUCCUCUUUAAUCACAACACAGAAAAUGAAUUUGAUGUUUCCCCCUCACAUGCUGCAUCCCCAUAAUACAUCUCCUGCUGCCUGCUGCCUGACCAAAAAAAAAAAAUCAUAGAUUAGCUUAAACAAAUGUUUUGCCAUAGUAGUGGGUUAUACAACUUUUGAAGAGCUAAGGCUGAUUGAAAUUGUUUUCUAACUGAUACCUAAUUGAGUCGCAUGUGCACUGUGGCACCUGCAAAGUGAGCACUACCUGCUCUGGGCGGGAUGCCCAGGAGUGCUGUCCUUGAAACUGGACUAUUUGUAGGAAAACAUGAAGGGAUAAUGAUGUAGUAGAACCACAGUCGCUCCCAGAUAGCAGUCCUAACCUGCCAACAAAGUGUCUGAUCAAGAAUUUAUCACCCUCAGACCCUCAAUUCUGCAUAUGCUCCUGGACGUGUGUCUGGAAGUGCUCUAAGGAAUUGCCUAGUGGUGUUUGUUACUUUCUACCUUAACUGGAAAAGGGAAGGGCUGGCAGUCUUUCUCUUCUGCUUGCUGCACCUGAUGUGACUUGCUGUUGUGGUUUAACCCCAGCCAGCAACUAAGCCCCACACAGCCGCUCACUCACUCCCCCAUGGUGGGAUGGGGGAGAGAAUCAGAAGAGUAAAAGUGAGGAAACUCUUGGGUUGAGAUAAGAACAGUUUAAUAGGUAAUGCAAAAGCCAUGUGCACACACAAAGCAAAACAAGGAAUUCAUUCACCACCCUCCACCAGCAGGCAGGUGCUCAGCCAUCUCCAGGAAAGCAUCAGGUGUCAUGGUUACUUGGGAAGACAAAACGACAUCAUUCUGAAUGUACCCCCGUUCCUCCUUCUUCCCCCAGCUUUAUAUGCUGAGCAUGACAUGAUAUGGUGUGGGAUAUCCCUUCGGUCAGUUGAGGUUGGCUGUCCCAGCUGUGCCCCCUCCCAGCUUCUUGUGCACCCCCAAUCUCAUUGGUGGGGUGGGGUGAGAGGCAGAAAAGGCCUUGAUCCUGUGUAAGCACUGUUCAGCAAUAAUGAAAACAUCCCUGUGUUAUCAACACUGUAUUAAUCACAAAUCCAAAGCAUAAUCCUGUAUUAGCUACUAUGAAGAAAAUUAACUCUAUCCCAGUGAAAACCAGCACAUUUGCAAACAGCAUAAAACUGUAAAAAACAUUUGAGGUGAGCCAACAGGUAAAAGGACUUCAGGGGUGCUUGCCCAUGCCAAGCCAUGGAACGCUUUUUUCUGAAGCUCAUUUUUUGAAGAAAUGGAGGAGAGGAGUAUCAGAUUAGCACAUGUAAAAUGGCCUGUGCAAGGCAGUUGCAUGUCCACUGAUUGCCUUUGUGAUGCUUGACAGAGCACAAGUAAUUUCUGACAUGAGAGCCUGCCUCAGCUGCUGUCUGUCAUGGUUUCCAUUUUGCACCUCUCUCUUUGAAACUUCGGCCUCUACUGUUUUUAGGUUGUGAAACUGUCUGUCCUCGGGGACACUAUGCCUCUUAUCUGCUGGGACCUUCCUCUGACAGAGAUCACAAUGACUGUUUGGUUGAGUUAUUUGUUGAGAGAUUAUUUCCAGACCAGGAAUUUAAACCAAGAAGAACUCUGGAUUGUUUGCGAUGGACUUUAAAACACAUUCUCAGUCAGAGUUUUUAUUAUAAAGAAAACUGAGGAGAAGGGAGGGUUUGCACAGAGAAGGAACAGGGUAUGCAGGUUUUCCUGCCCACUCUAGAUGUCUGUCAGUAGUAUAUGUAAUGUAAACAGGAAAAAAAUAAAAUUAGCUGCUGUCAAAAACUGACAGAAGCAAUAGUCGUGUUACUAGGGAAAUGCAUUUAUUGUAAACAUGAGAAGAAUUAGAAGUUAUAAAGAAGAAAAUGAGCAUUUUUGUUAAAAUUGGAUGUUACAUUUGAAAGAGGAAGUACGAUACAAAGCAUCUUGGCUUUUUAGGAUUCUUUAAAAAAAAAGGGCACAAACUGUAUUAUCUUAGUGCACUUCCAAGCCAUCUGAUAUAAGCUGGGCGUACUUAGAGGCUUAAUAAUGAUAGCAAUGCACAGUUGUUUCCAUACUGGCAAUGGCAUUACUGAAACUCAUUAUCAUAGUCACGUCCCUGAGAUUUGUACUUGUUGCUUAUAAGGAAGGUUGCAUGUGUGAAAAUAGUGUCACCUGCCAUUUCUCACUGGCAGACACAUUAAUUUUACUAAAUCUGAUUUGUUAAUAGAAAAUAUCUUACUUUCAAAUAUUAUGCAAAAAUUAUGCAAUUAUUUUUCUGUGUAGUAUUUGUCUGUAGUGAGGCAUUUAGGCAAAGAAAAAUUCAUCACCAAAAUAGAACCAUGGAGAAAAAGUAACAGCUUUAGCCUGUGCAUGGUCUAAGUGAUAUGACAAAAACCUUGAUGGGGAUUUCACAGAAAGCAAGCCAUUGCAAUUUCAUCUUCAUGAGUGCAUUUGUAGCUUAAAAGAAGCUUAGACUUUAAGCCUCACUAACAAUUUACUUGGAAACAGCAACACACUGUGUGUGGCUUUGCAUCAGUCUGGUGUGGGUUAUCUCCAACCCUCCUCCCCUGCGUCUUGCUGCUGGUAGUAAUCCCAUUAGACGAUUACGUCUGCUGUCCUCAACAGGCAGAUUUAGUCAUAAUCGAAAAAGUACUUCAAGUGGGUUUAAUUAACUGUGUGGUCAUGUUAUUACCACAACCUCUUGUACCCUAUAACUUUGCCUUAAGUAAAGUGAAUUUAUGGCCCAUUACGACGUGCUAGUCUGUAGCUGUGCACAUAACUGUCUAUUAUUUAGACAAAACUAGAAGACUCAAGGGCUGAGCAUUUUCAUACUCAAGAAUCUUCAAUGCAGCUGUACUAAAUACCACUGUAAUAUCUGAUUACCAAUCUGUGGCUGAAUCAUUUGAGGAAAGUGGUCUGUAAGCUGGUGAGCAUCAGCUAGAUCUUUCCAGAGUUAUUUUGUUUAGCUCAGUGGAAGAGAAAUGUAUACUUCAGUGUGGCGGGCAUUUGCUUCCAGUGUGGCUGAUGGCCUGGAUCCAAACAGCUGUUAUGAUCCUGGGAAUGGGAGAUCUUUAUGCUCAGACAAAGGUGCACCAAUUUGUUUCUCAGUAGAAGGCAGGCAGAAUUGGCCUUUAACAGAGAAACAUUUUUAUUUUCUUACACAUUUCUAAUCUUUUGGCUAAUGAUAUUUAUCUUUGGCUAGUGAUGUUUAUCAACGCACAAUUUAUUUCUCUAUUUUAAUAGGAGGAGAGGGAAAGCUAUUGAGGGAAAGUAGUUGACCUGGUUAUCCAUAUGGAUGGAGACCUAGUGAGAAGUUUUUGAGCUUUCUUUUCCCAUAGAACUGUCUUUGGAACGGAACUGAAAAAACUAGCAUGUUCAUUAAGAGUGGGUCUAGAUUUGGGAAGUGAAUGAACUCUGCAGACUUACACUUAGUGCAUAUGCAGACAGAAGUUCCUGAAUAGAAACGGAGCUUGUGUGCUCUCCUUGAGGUGGGGAUAGCAGGGGAAGAUGUCCAGUACGAAUGUAGCUGUGCUUUUGAAACCUGUUGUCCAGGCUUUUCCUUCAGAGAAACUCUCUUGUUAAAUGCAAGCUGCACAGAUUCACAGUCUCUAGCUGAGAGGUGUGUUGUGACCUCCAGCCUCCACAGUACAAAAUAAACAGAAUAUUAGUGUCUAACCUGUACUGAACAGUGAAGUCUCGUGCACUAGCAAGACAUUAUCACUCUAUUUCCAGGCUAUGUUGGCCAGGAUGAGGAGGUCUAAGCGUUUCUACAGUUUGGUGUUUGCUGUAGUUUUAGUAUGUUUGGACCUAGUGUUCUGGUAACACAGGAGAUCCCGUGGUGUUAGAACCUGGGGGACAGGUACUGUUUCUGAACUGUGUACAGAGGGGAAAAAAGCUGAUAACUGUGACAUCUGCUUAGCUAACUUUAACAACUAACUCUUAAAGCAAGUUGCUGUUUCACUACUGGAUAAAAGAAAUACAACAUCUUUUGGUGGAAAUGUAAGGAUCUGAAUGGAAAAUACAGAUUAACAGAAGGAUUAUACAGUGGAAACUUUCAUUUGAGAAAGUUUCACUGCAUCCACAAAAUGGUCAGAAGGAACAUGUGGAAAACUUUAUACUGUCCUGUUUCUUCUAAAAUGUGGCAGGUUCAAAAGAGAAGCCCAGAAAUAACCUCCAGCAGUAGCGUAUAGAUACAACCCUACUUCCUAGGAAAGGAGGAGAACAUUAAAAUGUUGUGCUGGGACAAAGUUGUAAAGUGCAGUCUUUACACCAAGCUAAUGUACACAAAAUGUCGAUCUGUGCGUUGAUUACUAUUGCUCAAGUUUUGCCCAGUAACUUAAUUGCUGAAUCAUGAAGAAAGCUACCACUGAAAAAAAAAAUGCUAUUUUGUAACAUUUUGCCAUCAUUGUAUUACCUAAGUCAGGUCUUAUUUAAUGUUGUUGGCUGAAGGGUCACUAGAUGUGUGAUAUUAAAACUGUGAGUCUUUCCUUGAUGGAAAGGGUCUUUUCUCACCUGAGAGUUGCAGCGUCUGCCCAAAAAGGCAAGAUGGGCAAGAUGGCAGGCAUUUACAAGCUGGAGCAAUGGACAGUGGGGCAGAGAGGUUUCAGAAAAGUAAUCCAGGGUUUAAAUUUUCUGAUGAAAGCCCUAUGAGGUAUGUUCUGUGUGAAGUCGAAUUCCAUGCCGCAUCUGGCACUUGGCAGCCAUUUCAGUACUUCUUCCCAGGGACUUUCUGCAUGCCCCUGGUUAGUAUUCAGAGGAGAGGAAGACUGUGGCAGCCAGCUGGAAAAUGUAGAACAUUUUGUCAUCCAUCAGCACCCUGCUCUGCCAAAAAAUGGCAAAGUGCAAGUACGACACCCCUGCUGUGGUGCUGCUAUCGAACAGGUAUUGUCUUCUAAGCUGGUAUGUGGGGGCACCUGCAAAAUACAGAAAAGGGAAAAGAGUUGAUUUAAUUCCUUGUGGACUUCACCUGACUGAUCAUUGUCAAAGCAAACUAGUCAUUGUGACAAAGCAGCACAACAAACAGACUCUUACAGCUUCCCUUCGGACUGGCUGCUUCUGCACUUAGGGAUGGGCUGUACCCUUCUGCCAGCCCGAGGGGCACCUGGACCUGUGCCCAUCACAGCAAGUUUCAGCUCCUCUCUGGCUACACGUUUCUUUUAUCUUUUCUGUGGGCCUGGGUUGCAAACCGGCAGGUUUUCCACACCUGGGUGGAAAUUAUUCCAGGCACAGACUGGUGGGAUGCUUUCUUCUCCUUCAGUUCCUUGUGUGGGCUCUGCUCUCAAUUUAUUUCCUUGGCAGCUCUCGCCUGCUAUGCAGUAGUUAGUAAUUUUUCUUGUGUGGGUAAGGUCUGAGGCCCUGGGUACAUGACCCAGAUCCAGAAGCUGAACAAAUCUCUGUUUCAGCAUGGUGAAGGUAAGUGCUGUGCAUAUGCUUGAGUGAGGGGUGAGUGGAAUUGGGGCUGUGUGAGGUGCCAGGCUUGGCCAGGAGUAUGUCGUGACCCCUUUGAGCUGAGCUGAUAUUUCUUCACUCUUAAACCCCUGGGAAUGUCCACAUUUCACUUGAAGGAUUGUGUUGCCAAAUUGUUGUUUUCCCCCUGGGGUCACGUCAUUGUAAGGAUUUCUGACGUAUGUAAGGAUUUCUAUCCUUGGGAAGUCCUCCAGCAUCAAAAAACCAGCCCAAUGGAGUAAAGCUGCUUUUGAACAAGCCUCAAGUAUGACUCUGCUUUGGUUUAUGAACUCUUUGGUUUAUGAACGGUGCAUCACACCGAGUUCAGGUUCUUGAUGCUGUUCUGCAGCAAUUUCUAUUUUGCUUGUUACAAGCUUUCAAGUGCUUCUAAGUACCAGCGUGUUAACUGACUGCUGAACUGACAAUAUAAGCUUUAAUCUGCACUGCUUCUGUAGCCUUGCACUUGAUGAUGGAGGAGCCAAAGAAACAGCCGAACCUAGUAGGAAGACCCACUGAAGCCAAAUAACUUAGCUAACGUGUUUUGUAACCCGUGUGUUUCUGAGAAGCAAUAAGAUUAAAUGGAUCAGCUGUUGUGCUCGGUGCCUGGUGGAAAGGAGCUUAUUUAAAUUAAGAGGACCAGAGAAUCUGUGCCACAUUCCAGAAAGAAGAUGAGUUCCACGGAAGACCUUGACUACCCUCAAAUCAUCUUGCAAUACAACAGUGGAUUUUUAGUCUCAAAGGUUAUGUUCACUGCCUGUGAGUUGGGGGUGUUUGAUCUUCUGCUGGAGUCAGGAAAGCCUCUGUCUUCAGAUGCCAUUGCUGCACACUUGGGUACCAGUACCACGGGGAUGGAAAGACUGCUGGAUGCCUGUGUGGGACUGAAGCUCUUGGCAGUAGAGCUGACACAAGAAGGAGCCCUCUACAGAAACACAGAAAUUUCCAACAUCUACCUUACAAAAUCAAGUCCUAAGUCUCAGUAUCAUAUUAUGAUGUAUUACUCCAAUACAGUCUACUUGUGCUGGCAUUACCUGGCUGAUGCUGUCAGAGAAGGAAGAAACCAAUAUGAAAGAGCUUUUGGCAUUUCUUAUGAAGACCCUUUUGGAGCAAUGUACAGAUCAGAAGAAGAAAUGCUGAAAUUCAUGGCUGGCCAGAACUCAGUAUGGAGUAUAUGUGGCAGAGAUGUUCUUGCUGCUUUUGACCUUUCCCCUUUCAGGCAGAUCUGUGACCUGGGAGGAGGUGGAGGAGCUUUGGCCCAGGAGUGUGUUUCUUUGUACCCAAAUUCCAUGGUCACAAUUUAUGACCUGCCGAAAGUUGUGCAAGUGGCCAAAGAGCAAUUUGUUCCUCCUGAGGAGCAUCGGAUCACUUUCCAUGAAGGAGACUUCUUUAAUGAUUCAAUUCCAGAAGCUGAACUGUAUAUUUUAUCCAAGAUACUGCAUGAUUGGGAUGAUAACAAAUGCAGGCAGCUGCUGACAAAAGUUCACAAGGCUUGCAAACCUGGCGGUGGAGUGCUGCUGGUUGAAUCUCUUCUGAAUGAAGACAGAAGUGGGCCUUUAGAAACCCAGCUGUAUUCGAUGAAUAUGUUGGUGCAGACAGAAGGAAAAGAGCGAACAGCAGCAGCGUACAGCAAGCUCCUUGAGGCAGCUGGCUUUGGAGAGGUUGAAGUCAAGAGGACUGGAAAACUCUAUGAUGCUGUUUUAGGAAGGAAAUAAUAGUACCUCCGUUAUGUAACUAGCAAGACAGAGUAAGUGCAAAAUGUGAUAUUCUUUUCUUAGAAGACAAUCAUCAACUUAGCUUUUAGUUAAGGCAGCCAACUUUUUUGUAAGCUGAUACAUUGUCGGGAAAAUCACUGGCAGCCUGAUUAGGGCUUGCUUUUGGCUCUGGAAGGGAGAGAAAGAAAUCAACACCUGUUCUACAAGAAAUAACCCACAAAUGAAAUGUGCAGUGUGUCUGCUUCAGAUUUUUUCAUGCUUUCCAAUUUUAACACUGUUUCUGACAAAAUCAAAGCUGAAUUUGUACUUGGAUUCCUGUAAAAUAAAACUGAUC
Phalacrocorax carbo (great cormorant) is the source of this 15309-nucleotide messenger RNA. NCBI's taxonomy places the organism in Eukaryota, Metazoa, Chordata, Aves, Suliformes, Phalacrocoracidae. The record is from RefSeq and is a predicted model, not a curated record.